CUGUGUCUUUCUUUCUCGGCGGAGGCUGCGGGAUAAUGGCGCGCGCGUCGCCGCUGUGAGGAUGAGUUCCUGCCUGGUGCCGAACGGGGCCAGCCUGGAGGAUUGUCACUCCAACCUCUUCUGCCUGGCUGAUCUAACCGGGAUUAAAUGGAAGCGAUACGUAUGGCAGGGUCCAACGUCUGCCCCGAUUCUCUUUCCGGUCACGGAAGAGGACCCAAUUUUGAGCAGCUUCAGCCGCUGUCUGAAGGCCGAUGUGCUUGGUGUUUGGCGGCGAGACCAGAGGCCUGGGCGCAGGGAGCUGUGGAUAUUCUGGUGGGGUGAUGACCCCAACUUUGCUGAUCUUAUUCAUCAUGAUCUUUCAGAAGAAGAAGAUGGUGUUUGGGAGAAUGGACUUUCUUAUGAAUGUCGCACUCUACUUUUCAAAGCCGUUCAUAACCUUUUGGAGAGGUGCUUAAUGAAUCGGAAUUUUGUACGCAUCGGAAAAUGGUUUGUGAAGCCUUAUGAGAAAGAUGAAAAACCUAUAAACAAAAGUGAGCACCUGUCCUGCUCCUUCACCUUCUUCCUACAUGGAGAUAGCAACGUUUGCACCAGUGUGGAAAUCAGCCAGCAUCAGCCUGUGUACCUGCUUAGUGAAGAACACCUCACUCUUGCCCAGCAGUCUAACAGCCCUUUUCAAGUUAUUCUAAGUCCCUUUGGAUUAAAUGGCACACUCACAGGGCAAUCAUUUAAGCUUUCUGAUUCAUCAACAAAAAAGCUUAUUGGUGAAUGGAAACAAUUCUAUCCUGUCACAUCUAACUUGAAGGAGGGAUCUGAGGAAAAGCAAGAAGAAAUGGACUGGGAGGAUGAUUCUUUAGCUGCCGUGGAGGUCCUUGUUGGUGAGUGGUCUGAUUACCUUUAA
Molecule: messenger RNA, 898 nt
Organism: Tinamus guttatus (white-throated tinamou)
Lineage: Eukaryota; Metazoa; Chordata; Aves; Tinamiformes; Tinamidae
Source: RefSeq, a predicted model, not a curated record